AUGACUACCACUACUGGGCCAAAUGGGCAGUCUAAGCCCUCCGCAUUGACAUUUGAGCGGCACGCGAAGUGCUCGACCACAAAAGCUCGCGCGAGCACACUUAUCCUCCCUCAUGGCUCUGUUCCUCUCCCGAUUUUCAUGCCUGUCGCGACACAGGCAUCUCUUAAAGGCCUGACUUACGACCAAUUGCGGGAUACUGGAUGCAUGCUGUGUCUCAAUAAUACCUACCACCUCGGAUUAAAACCCGGUCAGGAAGUUUUGGACUCAGUUGGUGGUGCGCACAAGUUGCAAGGAUGGGAUCGGAAUCUCUUGACCGAUAGUGGAGGUUUCCAGAUGGUGUCUCUGCUUAAGCUGGCUACUGUGACAGAGGAAGGUGUGCGGUUUCUCAGCCCCCACGAUGGCGAACCAAUGCUUCUCACUCCCGAACACUCUAUUGGACUUCAGAACUCAAUUGGCUCAGAUAUCAUCAUGCAAUUAGACGAUGUCAUUGCUACUACCUCCCCUGAUCAUGCCCGGAUUAAAGAGGCCAUGGAGCGCUCUGUGCGAUGGUUGGAUCGCUGCAUUGAUGCGCAUAAAUACCCCGAAAGGCAAAAUCUCUUCUGUAUCAUCCAGGGAGGCCUAGAUUUGGAGCUACGGAAACAGUGUUGCGAGGAAAUGGUGGCCCGAGAUACCCCUGGAAUCGCCAUUGGUGGUUUGUCGGGAGGUGAGGACAAACAGGAGUUCUGCAAGGUUGUGGAUACUUGCACUGGACUUCUUCCCGAAAACAAGCCUAGAUACGUUAUGGGAGUGGGAUAUCCCGAAGAUAUUGUCGUUGCAGUCGCUCUUGGAGCUGAUAUGUUUGAUUGUGUGUGGCCAACAAGAACCGCGCGUUUCGGACAAGCAAUCCUCACGUCCGGCACAAUAAACUUGCGCCAUAAAUCUUUUGAGGCAGACUUUUCUCCAAUUGAAGAGAGAUGUACCUGCACAUGCUGUCUUCCUGCCGACAAAGGAGGUCUCGGCCUCACCAAGGCCUACAUGCACCAUGUCACCGCGAAGGAGACAGUUGGUGCUCAUUUACUCACAAUGCAUAACGUCCAUUUUAUGUUGACCUUGAUGGGGAGAGUGCGGCAAGCUAUUCUCGAAGACAGUUACCCAGCUUUUAUUCGCGAAUUCUUCUCCAAAAUCUAUCAAGGCGACAAGUCAAAGUACCCUGAAUGGGCAGUUGGUGCGCUGAAGGGUGUUGGGAUGGACUUGUUGGAAGACUAG
Molecule: messenger RNA, 1245 nt
Organism: Penicillium pulvis
Lineage: Eukaryota; Fungi; Ascomycota; Eurotiomycetes; Eurotiales; Aspergillaceae
Product: tRNA-ribosyltransferase family protein
Exons: 8
Coding region: 1-1245 (414 amino acids)
Cellular component (GO): cytosol
Molecular function (GO): tRNA-guanosine(34) queuine transglycosylase activity
Source: RefSeq, a predicted model, not a curated record